GACCUCUAUGACAGAAUGGGCAAGGGAUACAGUCAGUCACACAGAUGUACACUGUAUUAUCCUUGGAGCCAGCCAUGUUAAGUACUGGCAGCCGGUUGUGCGCGGUUACAUCAGUGAUAACAUGAACAGUUUCGACAGUGGGGGCGAUUAGCAUGAUACAAGGAUGUUUAGGAGUCCCCAGCUACUGACCUCAACAGGGCGAAGAGGGACCCAUAUUUCACUGCUACUCCCCAAAGAGGCUCUGCAAUCCCUUGGCCCCAUAGCUCUACACCACAAGUGGAAUGGGGAAGAGAGAAAAAGCCAGAGUGCCCUCAGAAAGAGAAAGGAGCUUGAAAGAGAACUACCUCAGGAUCCUCUUGUGACAAAUGAAGAAAUCUGUCUCAGAAAAACUAAAGGACCAUCUCUCCGUCUCAGCCCUCCAAUCCCAAACGAACCUAACAGAAUUACUCCUCAAUUGCAAUGCUCCAACCCAACUGUGAAAACAAAUUUUGUCAGUAAUAGUAGCCCACACCCACAGUCUUCUCGAUGGCUUAUUCCACCAUACGAGCACAGCCAACAAAACGGUUCACCCAAGUAUUCGACCAGUCCUGACUCCCUGUGCAGGUCUGAUCUCAAGUGCCUAUUGCUGCAUAACCACAGCCCUGCUGCGCAUAGUCUGCAGCAGACAGGUGGCGGCACCACCACUGCACAUAACGCAGAUGGUCAUCAGUAUUCUUGCAUAUCAGUGUCCUCUCCCCAUGGGCCUCAAAAGCCACUAUCUCCUCCCCAUCGGCCAAACACAUAUGCCCCUAAACUAUGGACUCGCAGGGCAGCGGCUUCUGCAGCAGGUGGCUUCAUGCUGCCGACACCACCUCGCCUAUGGGGCCGGGUGUGUGCCGCUUCUUUUUACAGCGCGCCCUCUUCCCGGCUGAAGGUGGCUCCGAGUUACUGCCUGUCUUCGGAAAACGAGGCGCGGUGUCGUAAGAGGCUGCAGCCCAACGCGGCGCUCUACCAGAAGGAUCAGGGGAAGAACUGGGCCGCCGUACUGGUGAGCCUGUGCACCGUCGGGGGAGAGCCCGCCUUCCUCUUCACCCUCCGCUCCAACCAGCUCAAGGGCAGGCACAAGGGGGACGUCAGUUUUGCAGGCGGUAAGAAGGACCCUGUGGACCUGGACUUGGUGGCCACUGCUCUGCGGGAGGCGCGAGAGGAGCUGGGGGUUACCGUGCCAACGGAGCAGGUGUGGGGCGUCCUCAAGCCCCUCAGGGACAUGUCUGGCAUGCUGAUUGCUCCGGUCCUGGCCAACCUUGGUCCCCUGGAGCCCCUGUCCUUUCGGCCCAAUCCCGGAGAGGUGGAGGAGAUCUUCACGGUCACGCUGGCCCACGUGUGUAACCCGGACAACCAGGGAUACACAAACUUCCGCAUGGGCAACAAGUACGGAUACACACUACCUGUGUUCCGGAAUGGGAAGCACCGCGUGUGGGGGCUCACUGCCGUAGCCCUCGAGCACACUCUCAAACUCAUUGUGCCACCGUAGCAAGUGUGCACGCACACACACACACACACACACACACACACACACACACACACACACACACACACACACAGAGCGUGUUCAGGCCGACAGAAUCAUCCCGGUGCCCAUUCCUGCACCUAAUGUCGAAUCGAGUGCCAGGAAAGUUUGUUUGCAAUACAAACCGAGAAAUAUUGCAAUUGGUUCUAAUCUACAAAGUGAUAAUGUAAACAAUGCAAUAAUGUAAAAGUCAGCACAUUCAUCCUGGUAACGCAGUCACAUGCAGUUAAGUACACACCAAGGUGUGAACAUAGACCACAGUUUUGUUGUGACCAUAACUGGUGCAGGAAUGACCACCAGCACUGCCUCUGGCGGGCCUGAAAACACGCAACCCACCAUUACUGACUACGGCAAGUCAAGCUGCGAUGACUCAUCAUGUUGUGUCCUCAUGGUUCGUACUUUUACCUCAUACACAAUAUAGUCAGACACGCAUAGAUCUUACCUUUUUAGGAGUUGAAAUCCUAAAUGUGGAAAAAAAUGUGAUUUAAAAGGAAAGGCUUCAGCCACUCCUGAAGCUGUUCAUGACAAAUGAUCUGGCAUGCAGUAUCUGCUGCUGGUGCCUGUUGCUGUCUUUCUCUUUCUGCUUUUGUAUCUGUGGUAAGGUAGAAAUCAUGACCACCAUACUAUAGAAUGUGCAUAUCUGUCUCAAAAGGGUGCUUGACUAUGCAAAGUCAGCUCAAACAAUAAUGUCUGCAACAUCAGGCUCACAUUUUUUUAAAAAUAUGACUUUUCGGGUAACAUGCCCCUUAUCAGAUGUGAAGUCAUAUUUGAAUAGAGAAAUUGGAGCCUAAUGUUACAGACCUUAUUUUUGUUGUCCCUUCAUACUGUAAAAGCCUGGAAAAAGAAGCCAUUUUGUAUUUCUACCCAGGUUAAAUCCAUGGCAUCAUACUGUAUUCAGGAUGUAUUGGCACAAAUUCAAACAUAAAAGUUAAGGUGGUCAUUAAUGGCAAAUUGACACUGUUAAAGAUACUUAAGGAUAUAAGCUACAAUGCAUCAUCUGACUGUCUCACCCGACAUUCACAUUGGCCACGUUCAUGGGGGCGCAUUUCUGUGCCGUCUGCGCAGGGCGCAUGCGCAACGUGAAGAAAAAUGGUUAGAAAAAAAUGGCUUGAAAUGGUGAAGUGCGCAAUGCACAGAUUGCGCAGCAGUGCGCUUUCACGAAUGCGACCAUUGCCACUGACUGACAGUUGAUAGUUGACGGUAGGUGUGUCUGACAGAAUGGGGGUUGUCUUUUCCUGUGUCUAAUUGGCUGAUGGGUCCGCCACAGCUGUCAAAAGUUAAAAAGUCAUAACUUUUUGAGUAGGCAAUGUAGCCAACAGUCCCCACAGUGCAUUUUGCGCCUGGCCAUGCAAAAUCAAUGUUAUCCAUCAUCACUCAGUGGCAGUGUGAAUGCUGGGUCAGCGUGGUCUACAAGUAGAUACAUUGAAUAGACAGGCUGGCAACUGGUAAAAUAAUUAUUCACAAAAUAGUAAAGUGAUAAUAGUCAACAGCAAUCAGUCAUUUUUCGGGUGCAAUAGACAUGUUGUGCUAUGGUGCAGUUUUCUUUUCAUUGAAGUAAGUAAUAUAUUUAUAUCCCAUUUUUCAGUACAUAUCACACAAGAUGUACUUGUACAAAAUGUUUUGAAUACAUUUUAUUUUAAGACAUGUUUAAAACCCUUGGGUGUUUGUUGUCAUUGCAGAUAGGGUUGUUGAAAGAAAGAAAACAGCAAAAUAUUCCCAUACAUUGAUGUUUUCAAAAGCUAGCAAUGCACCAAAAAUGCCCAUGUCUUUGGGCUCACUAAACCUUUGGCAGUCUGUCUUGUGGGCUGGUUGGGGAGGGGUGGGGGGCCCUUUUCAUUCUAAGGGCCACUUUCAAUUCCUCCAAGGGUCGUAAAAGUCCUCCAAAGGCCGUACUAUGAACACACACCAGGAUUUCCCCCUUUUUUGAAGGCAACCACCUUUAAAACAGACCCCACCUUCUCUAGGUCCCCUGACAUAUAACUUAGUUGUAUUGCAAAUGUGAUUUCUAAGAUUCGUUUACAAAAUGUCAUAUUUCAUGUGAAGCUGCAUAACAUUAAAAUUAUAUUCGGGGGCCGGAUAAAACCGCCUCAAGGACCGUUAACGGCCCUUGAGACAUUCGUAAGUUCCCCACCCCUGCCUUAGUGUGACGUCAAAUUGGCUGGGGAACAUCCGCAAAAAACAAACGCAAAACGUCAGCUGGCUUAAAUUUGUAUUUUCAUGUAUGUGAAUGCUGAAUGAAUUCAUGAAUUUCCUAUGAGCUUUGUUGUCUGGUUUGAUGGUAUUGAGGCCGGCACAAUCUCGUCUUUACCUCAUGUCAGGCCAUGCGGUCAGCCAUCUAGCCACUCCAGCCAACAGGGGUUUUGUUUGAAAUCCUCUGACUGGCGUGGAGUAAUGCAUUCCAAGCUAGAAAUUGUGACGUUUUUGGACCAAAACGGCCUUGUAGUACCACACUGUACCGAUUUCUAUUAGACUCAGAGACUAGCUUACAGGGUUCCCACAGGUGCUUGAAAUCCUUGAAAAUAUGUGGACUUAAAUAUUGUGCUUCCAAGGUUUUAAAAUACUUUUUUGUCUGAAGUGCUUGUACAUAAAUGGUUGGAAGUGUCAGUGCAGCAAUAUUUAUUGGUUGUCUGAAUCAGUAAUAGAGAGAAAUAAAAUUAGUUCGUAUGAUCCUGGCAUUGUGACAU
This is a messenger RNA of Engraulis encrasicolus (European anchovy), 4233 nucleotides long. RefSeq names its product nudix (nucleoside diphosphate linked moiety X)-type motif 8 (gene nudt8). The coding region runs from base 164 to 1513 and encodes 449 amino acids. Gene Ontology annotation, molecular function: coenzyme A diphosphatase activity. The transcript has 5 exons. The record is from RefSeq and is a predicted model, not a curated record. Lineage: Eukaryota; Metazoa; Chordata; Actinopteri; Clupeiformes; Engraulidae.